AUGAGGACGCAGAGCGUGCGCGCGGCGGCGCUCACCGUGUGCAUCCUGUCCUACCUGCUGGUGGGCGCCGCGGUAUUCGACGCGCUCGAGUCGGAGGCGGAGAGCGGCCGCCGGCGGCUGCUGGCCCAGAAGCGGGGCGAGUUCCGCCGAAAGUACGGCUUCUCGGCCGAGGACUACCGCGAGCUGGAGCGCCUGGCGCGGCAGGCCGAGCCGCACCGCGCCGGCCGCCAGUGGCAGUUCGCGGGCUCCUUCUACUUCGCCAUCACCGUCAUCACGACCAUCGGCUACGGCCACGCUGCGCCAGGCACGGACUCGGGCAAGGUCUUCUGCAUGUUCUACGCGCUGCUGGGCAUCCCGCUGACGCUUGUCACCUUCCAGAGCCUGGGCGAGCGGCUGAACACACAGGUGCAGCGCGUCCUGCUGGCGGCCAAGCGCUGCCUGGGCCUGCGGCGGGAGCACGUCUCGGCGGAGACCGUGGCGGCAGCCGGGCUGCUGGUGUGCGUCGCCACCCUGGCUCUCGGCGCCGCCGCCUUCGCGCACUUCGAGGGCUGGACCUUCUUUCACGCCUACUACUACUGCUUCAUCACCCUCACCACCAUCGGCUUCGGAGACUUCGUGGCGCUGCAGAGCGACGAGGCGCUACAGAGGAAGCUGCCCUACGUGGCUUUCAGCUUCUUCUACAUCCUCCUGGGGCUCACGGUCAUCGGCGCCUUCCUCAACCUCGUGGUCCUGCGCUUCCUCGCCGCCAGCACCGAUGCCCCCGAGCGUGCUGCCCGCCGUGCUGGCCCGCUCCGUCUGGGGGCGCCCGCGAGCCGGCCCCGCUGCCCAGCCCGCGCCAGAGGCUCCCGCUGCGUCCACCAGCUAGAGACGGGGGCCUGCGACAACCCGAGCUUCUCGCCCCCCUUGAGUCCUGGGGCCAAGCGUGGCAGCCGGGCAGACAGACCCCGGGCCAGGCGAAAGUCCGUCUGAUGGCCUGACCCAGGCUGAUCUCACACCCAGUGCGGAGGGUCUGACUUCAGCCAUCAGUGCGCCUCCCACUGAUGGGGAGAGGGGUGACAGGCCAUGGCAGUCCCCUUGCUUCUCUCCGGGGACGCAUUACAGUUGCAUCAUAAGCAAAAGCCGGACCCUACAGUCGCCCGGUGGGUGUAGGUCCCUUGUAGUCCAAGCUGUAAGAGAGCAUGGCCCCAUCAGCACUUGGGGAGGGGGCACAGCACAAGCUGCAUCAGAGCAGACAUGGGUGGCCAUUGUGUUCCGUUGUGAGGAGGCCAGUUUUCUGCUGUCCGGCCACUGCACACCUCCCAACAGAAUCCUUGCUGGGGGAGCACAGGGCGAGAGAUGGGUGGAGGGGCACUGUGGUGUAUCCAGCAAGUGGGCUGGUCUCGGCUCUGCAUGGACCGCUGCCUCUCAUCCCCCUGGCCCAACAUGAGGGGCAGAACUGGCCCAGGUGUGAGUGACCCCCGCCCCACCCCGGAAAGCUGAAGCUCCUUUUCCCUGGCCGCACUGGCUUUGCCACGAGGGCGCCCUGCAGGCACGGAUCUCACUGACGCCCCCUGGGUGCUGGGGGAUGAGCUGACUUCUGGUUCCUACCAUCACCUGCGUCCUCUGGCCUCAGUUUCCCCAUCUGUAAGAUGACCGAGUUCAUCCAGCACCCUGGCCUCUCUGGGCAGGCCCCUGCGGGUCAUCCCAGCAGCACUCAGCUGCCUAGGCAGAACUAUUUCCACAUGAAGGAAGAGCAAGCCAAGUUAGAAAAGCCAAAAACUUUAAUUUUCAACAUGAGCUACAUGGGCAUGAACACAAUGCAGUGUGACCCACUCCAGCCCAGGGGUCCCAGAAACCCUCCCCCCCCAAGGCCUGGGUGGCACCUGCUCCUGGAGCUGGCGUGUGGGGAAGGUGGGGGCUGGAGACGCCCCAGCCUGAGGACCCAGGCUCUUGCCUUCCUGCCCGCCCUCCAGGGGACAGUCGUGGAGUGAAAGGGCUUCAGAGGCAGUGUCCGUGGCCCCGGGUACAAGUCUCCACUCUGUCCUCCCAGGAUGCUGGGUGCGGGUCCGAGCCAGGUGAGCUCGUGGACGGGCACACUUUCUGUCCACACUCUUGGCAGACACAGGCCCCUCAGAGGCCUGGGGGUCACUACAGGGGGACUGGGCCUGGCACAGCAGUGCUACUCAAUAAAUAAACGCAGGUGACCUUGC
Messenger RNA from Lepus europaeus (European hare), 2189 nucleotides. It is a transcript of the gene KCNK15, whose product is annotated as potassium two pore domain channel subfamily K member 15. The record is from RefSeq and is a predicted model, not a curated record. Gene Ontology annotation, molecular function: potassium ion leak channel activity. NCBI's taxonomy places the organism in Eukaryota, Metazoa, Chordata, Mammalia, Lagomorpha, Leporidae. The transcript has 2 exons. Bases 1 to 969 code for a protein of 322 amino acids. Gene Ontology annotation, biological process: potassium ion transmembrane transport; stabilization of membrane potential. Gene Ontology annotation, cellular component: membrane.